This is a messenger RNA of Pteropus alecto (black flying fox), 6299 nucleotides long. RefSeq names its product microtubule associated scaffold protein 1 (gene MTUS1). Gene Ontology annotation, molecular function: microtubule binding. NCBI's taxonomy places the organism in Eukaryota, Metazoa, Chordata, Mammalia, Chiroptera, Pteropodidae. The record is from RefSeq and is a predicted model, not a curated record. Bases 399 to 4223 code for a protein of 1274 amino acids. Gene Ontology annotation, cellular component: nucleus; cytoplasm. The transcript is spliced from 15 exons.
AGGCGGGGGCGCCGGGGACACCGGGAUCCCGCCUGGCAGCAGCCGCCGCAGGCGUGGGGGUGGGGACGGGCCGUGUGUCCCCAGGUGCGCAGGCUGCCCGGCGGGCACGGAUUGCUCCGCGGGCCUCCCGGGUGGGCCUGGAGCGCCUCUGCCGAGAGUCCAAAGGGCGUUUGGGCUCGGAGUGCUGGUCUCCUCACUUCUGCGUCUGGCUCCCCGGAGGGCUCGGGUUGGAUCCGAGGCUCUGCGGGGAGCAAGAAGUCAUUUCAACUUCAAAGCAUCUUAGACUAAGAAACUUUCAACUGUGCUGAAAAACUUAGGAAACGGAUAUUUCCUUCCCUCCUAUUUGAAAGAAUUUAAAGAAGAAAUAAAAUGGCAGAGGUUUAAAGUUAAUAUUCAGGAUGAAUGAUGAUAAUUCAGAUGACAAGACAGAAGAUAAACUGCAGUCCUUAUUAAUCAGUGAUAAAAAUGGAAACACAUAUACAUACAACCAAAAAUCAUCACCUACACAAAACUCUUUACCCAACAAUGUGAUUUGGAAUUCUGCCAACCCAGAUGACAUGGUGGUUGAUUAUGAAACCAACUCUGCUACGGACAUUGGUGAAAAUAUUUCUUUAAAUCCUGAGUGUGUUGAUGUACAUGCUCACCAAAAGUCUUCAAGUGAUUUUAUUAGUAAGGCAGUAUUACAUAUGCAUAAAGAUUCCACAUGUCAGCCCUCUGCACAAGUUGUAAAUACAGAGGCACCCAAGUACUUGCCUAACAAUGACCAUUCCCUAGAACCAUUUCAGGACCAGAGUGUUGAGACAUCUUUGCCUUUUGUGUGGAAACCUAAUGAUGAUGAUUUGAACUGUACAGACUACCCAGCUGCCUUACAGUUAAACCAAACAUUUGACAUGAAAGUGGAAAAUGUUAACUGCACCUUCAUAACACAUCAUGCCACUGGGAAGAGUCAGUCAUUGCCUACCACUGGAACUCUGCUGCCAACUGAUUUAAGUGGAAGUAAAUCUUUAUCCUGUUCCAUUCAUGCAUCUUCCAGUUCUGAUAAGAUACAUGUGAAAGCAAUGAGUUAUGAUAGAGACAGCUUUGAAAACCCUCAAACUAUAGCAGCAGAGGCCCAAGACACAACUUACACAGCAUUUUCUGAUGUAGUGAUGCAAACUGAUGUUUUUGUUCCAGAUGUUGAAAAUCAGUGUCAGUAUUCUUCAAGAAAUGUCACCAGUGAGUACACAGAUGGGUCACAGCAAAGACUAGUAGGAGAAAAAGAGAUACAAGCCCUAACACCAGUUUCUGAUGGCAUGGAUGUUCCCAAUGGAUCUGUAUUACAGGAGUUCUUUUGUUUAUCCAAAGAUGAACCAAAUAGUGAGACACAUUCGGAGAGCUCAUAUGGGCAAAAGGAAAUGGGCCAGAAUCUAAGAGAAACAGUGUCUGAUUGUCUCAUAGAUGAUGACUGCCCUUUACUGGUGCCAGCUUUAGAUAAAAGUAAAGCCCAAGUGUUGAACCCAGAACAUAAAGUUUCUGUGGCUGAAGACACACAGACUGCCUCUAAUGAAAAGGAUUUGGAAACCCAAAAUUGUACUGUAGACUUGAUACCAAGUAGCCCAUCAAGACAAAAGGUGGCUUCCCCUUUUGAAUUUACUUGGGAUACAAAUGAUGUGUUCAUGAGCACAAAUAACACAAUUUGCAUGUCCACACCAGUCCUGGAACCCACGAAUGCAACCUUUUCUGUUUCACCUAUCGAAGGGAUAGGGAAAUGUAGUAAAGUGGAGAAGAAGAGUCGAGAGCUUAGAAAUGUACCAGCGUUGAAGGGAGUACCUAUGAACAUGUCUAAACCUAAUCUAGGAAAAUCAACAACCAAAACAAAUACCCCUAUAGGCAGCAAAGUCAGAAAAACCGAAAUUAUAAGUUACCCAAGACCAAACUUCAAGAAUGUCAAAGCAAAAGUUAUGUCCAGACCAGCAUUGCAGCCCAAAGAUCCUUCUUUAUCAAAGGUCUCACCCAGACCUCGGUUAACCAGUGCAUCACCCUCGUCGGUGGCUUCCUCAAGACAGUUGACAGUUUUGAGCAAAACACCAAGAUCUGACUUGAAUGCAGACACAAAAGCAGAAAUCCUAAUUAACAAGACACAUAAGCAACAAUUUAAUAAACUCAUUACUAGCCAAGCUGUGCAUGUUGCAACUCAUUCUAAAAAUGCUUCCCACAAGGUUCCAAGAACAACAUCUGCCGUGAAAUCGAAUCAGAAAGAUGUUAGCAAGGCAAGUUCUGCUAAUUCAGCAUGUACGACUCCGUCCGUGGCUACAUUCCUUCAGAAGAUCAAAGGCAUAUUCCCUGUUAAAAUGGGAAGCACAGAAGUUUUGGAAAUGACAUAUGCUUCCAACAGCAAUGGGAUUAGCCCUGAAAAGAAGGGUGAAAGUGAAAAUGGAACUCCAAUGGAGAAACAAGAGCUAAAAAAGGAAAUUAUGAAUGAGACCUUUGAGUAUGGUCCUCUGUUUUUGGGUUCUGCUUCAGAAACUGCAAUCCCCUCGGGCAGGAAUGUACCCAAGCCCGGCUUCUCCAGUUUGAGGAAGACACCAGGUCCAAAAGCCAAAGUGGGACCUUCUGUUUCCUGUUUGAGGCGGAAUAUUGACAGCAGAAAUAUUAAUUCCGAUCGAGCUUUAUCUUCUCAGAGGAUCAGGCGUGUAUCCAAUUCUGGAAAACCUACAUCACUGAAAACUGCACAGCAGUCCUGGGUGAAUUUACCUAGACCGCUUCCUAAAUCCAAGGUGUCCUUGCAAACGUCUGUGCUGUGGAGGGCCGGAAGCACCUCCUCCAUUGGCAGCACCCACAGCGAUCUGAGCACUUACAGCAACAAUCCUGGUAAUGCCGCUGUCAUCAAAUAUGAGGAAAAACCUCCAAAACCAGCAUUUCAAAAUGGUUCCUCAGGAUCCUUAUAUUUGAAGCCUUUGGCACCCAGAGUUCAUGCACACUUACUGAAAACUCCUCCAAAAGGUCCUUCAAGAAAAAAUCUAUUUACAACUUCUAAUGCAGUUGAAAAGGGAAGGCAAAAGAAUCCCAGAAGUUUAUGUAUCCAGACACAGACAUCUCCAGAUGUUUUGUCCUCUGAAAAAACACUUGAGUUGGCUCAAUAUAAAGCAAAAUGUGAAAACCAAAGUGGAUUUAUCCUGCAGCUCAAGCGGCUUCUUUCCUGUGGACACAUCAAGUUUGAAGCAUUAACAGUUGUGAUUCAGCACCUACUGUCUGAGCGGGAGGAAGCACUGAAACAACACAAAACCCUAUCUCAAGAACUUGUUAACCUCCGGGGAGAGCUAGUCACUGCUUCAACCACCUGUGAGAAAUUAGAAAAAGCCAGGAAUGAGUUGCAAAUAGCUUAUGAAGGAUUUGUCCAGAAGCUAAACCAGCAGCACCAAACUGAUCUAACAGAGCUAGAGAGUCGGCUUAAAGAAUUCUACACUGGGGAGUGUGAAAAGCUUCAGAACAUUUACAUCGAAGAAGCAGAGAAGUAUAAAACUCAAUUGCAAGAGCAGUUUGACAACUUAAAUGCUGCCCAUGAAACUUCUAAGUUGGAAAUUGAAGCUAGCCACUCAGAGAAAGUAGAAUUGCUAAAGAAGGCCUAUGAAACCUCCCUUUCAGAAAUCAAGAAAAGCCAUGAAUUAGAAAAGAAAUCACUUGAGGAUUUGCUUUAUGAGAAGCAGGAAUCCCUAGAGAAACAAAUUAGUGAUCUGAAGAAUGAAAACGAGGCUUUAAAUGAAAAGCUAAAAUCAGAAGAACAAAAAAGAAUAUCAAGAGAGAAAGCAAGUUUAAAAAACCCUCAGAUCAUGUAUCUAGAGCAAGAGUUAGAGAGCCUGAAGGCCGUGUUGGAGAUCAAGAAUGAGAAGCUGCACGAACAGGAUGUCAAGUUAAUGAAGAUGGAGAAGCUGGUGGACAACAACACAGCGCUGGUUGACAGACUGAAGCGAUUCCAGCAGGAGAAUGAGGAGUUAAAAGCUCGAAUGGACAAGCACGUGGCGAUUUCAAGGCAACUUUCCACCGAGCAAGCUGUUCUGCAGGAGUCGUUGGAGAAGGAGUCGAAAGUCAACAAGCGCCUCUCCAUGGAAAAUGAGGAGCUGCUGUGGAAGCUACACAACGGGGACUUGUGCAGCCCCAAGAGGUCCCCCACGUCUUCUGCUAUCCCCUUCCAGUCACCAAGGAAUUCUGGCUCCUUCCCCAGCCCCAACGUUUCUCCCAGAUGACGCUUUCUGAAAGCGGGGAGACUGUCUGAAAGCAUUUUUCCAGGUCUGUAGGACUGACCCUAACCGUGGUCCUGGGAGCAAGAGCUGUGUAGCUGAUGCGUAGUUAUCGCACUAGAACUGGAAAGUCGCCACCCCCAGCAUUGGCUCCUUAUGAGACUGGAACUCUGGAGGAAGACCUGACUGGGUCCAAGAGACUCCUCCCCCGAUGAUCUGCACGGACGCUGUUGCACAAAGCACUUAACGAAUAAGAAGGUGAAGGUCUUGUUCAUUGCCUUUUUCACGUAAGCAUAGGGGAAAAACUCUCAGGGUUCUCUUAAGAUUUAUAACCUUUAUAAUGUUCUUCACCAUAGACACCUUCUUGUGAUUUUUGAGGAUGUGUGAAUGAAAUGGAUGUAGCGGGGUGUCGUGUGUCUGAUGCUGCCUAAUUUGCUGUGUGUUAAAAGUCAAAAGCUGAAUAUACCUGGAUAUGUACUAAUCAGAUAAGUCAGUGUAUGCAUUUCUGCAAAAAGCCAUAGAAGAAAGAGCAAUAGUUGCUUGAGUUAUGAUUCUCUACAACCCACUUUGCUCAGCCCUUUGACAUAGAGAGGGGUGGGAGAGAGGGAACAACAGGAAAAGCUUUGACUUGUCCAUGUCUGUGCAUUGUUUCCUUUUAGAGUAUCUUGUUGGGUCUUUCACUGUUCAGCCAUGUCAGUAAAAAAUUGAUUUUUUCCUGUAGAUUUUUAACUUUCCACGUGAACUUAACAUUUUACUACAAUCCAUUUUCUCAGGCUAUGAGCAAAUGUAGAACCCUAAUUUUUCUAAAAAAUCUAUAUAAAGAAAAAGGGCAGCACCAAUGGAUUGCUUCUUUCUAACUUUUACAUUGAUGUAAGCUAUCCUCAUGGAUUUAAACUGUCUUCUCUCAUCCUCGCUUCCUCCGUCUCCAAGCCAGAGCCACAAAAGCAAACCUUCUACCUCCUACCUAUUUUUCUCUGGGACAAGGAUAAUGGAAUAUGCUUUUCCAGAGCCAGUUCAUCUUCAAGGUGCUGAAACCACUUUCCAAAAAAAAAAAAACCAUGGCCUGGAUUUGAUAGUACAAGUUUUCGGAAACUUUGGAGGAAAUAAAGAAUACAAGUCAUUGGCUAGUAGAACUAAGGAAGGUAGGCUUCAGUGCUUAUCGAUGAAUAGCACCGAAUUCAACAUGAGUACCUUGAUUAAACCAAUGAUGCAGUAUUUAAUAGAUGAAAACAGACUAGGGAGAUAAUGCUAAGUUUCCAUGUACCCUUUGAGGAAUCCUUCUGUCCUUGGGAAGGUAGAAUGGCCAGCUGAUGAGUCAGAAAUGUGGCUUACACAACUCUCCUCCAGGCUGCAUUUCAGUUUCUUUUCAAAACUACACUUAUCUCCUCCCCCAGUUCUAAUACUUUGGGGGAGGUGGAAGAACUGGCUCUCUCUCUCUCCCCCUGCAUAUUUUAACAUUGCGAUGUCAGUAUUUACUAAUCUGUGUUGCUGAUGUUCAAUGGCUGUAGUAAGAACAGAUUCGGGAUACUAGAGGUAGAUAUUAGAGUCCUCAUUUACAUGUACACUACAUAGCAAAUUAGUAGUCAUGAUGCAUGGUUUUUUUAGUAGCGAUUAUGUCUGAAGUCUAAACUUCGAUAGUUUAUUAUGUAUGCAGCCUUCCACGUUUGCUUCUAAUAAAUAGGAACGUAGGUUCACUGCCACCUCCUGGAAUAUCUCUGCUUACCCUUUCAAGUUGUUUUCAAUGUCAUCAGCCAAAGUUGGGUUUGCCAUCCAUCCCCUGGCAUGGUAAAUCUUGUGCUGUUCCUUGCUCUCCUCCGUACCAUUUAGGUGUCUGGGGAAAUCAAUCUUACACAGUUUUAGUAUGAAAUGUCUUCAGAGAAGAGAAUGCAAGACAACUGGAGAGAAGAUAGGAAACAAAACAGAGAACUUCGAGUUUUCAAACCAAAUGUUUCAUGUAGGAUGCGAAAAUGUUGGCACGUCAUAAAAAUAUGGAUGUGUAAACUGUAGUUGUGCUCAGUUUGUAGUGAUGAAAAGUGUAUUUUUACUUUGAUCAAAUAAAUAAUGCUGGAAUAUUCAAUAUAA